AUUCCACUCUCAAAACGUGUUGAUGUAGAUAUUUGCAGAAGUAUUUCUUGAACGAUGCCAAAGAAACAAUCGAAGAGGAAGAAGUAUCAUUACAAUGUUAACAGAAAGAAAGAAUGGAAGAAAUCCAAAAGGCUUCCGGCCAUUGGUUGUUCACAAAUCAAGAAGGCAUGGGACAAUACGAAGUCUGUGAAACAGAAUCUAUCUGAUAUGGGCUUGGCCGUAGAUCCCAACAUUUCUAUUCCAAUUCCUACAGCUAAGCAAUUACUGAAACAUCAGAAACUUGAAACUAUGGAUCUUGCUGAAGUGAGGAAACUAGCAAGUAAAGACCAUGUUGUUGAAGAGCUUGUGAAAGAAGCUAGUUUGCCAGAAAAGAAAGCACACACCAGGUUUUCAAGACCAGAAGUGUCAUAUUGUACAUAUAUGAUUGACAAGUAUGGAGAGGAUUAUAAGGCAAUGGCAAGGGAUCGAAAGAAUUAUUAUCAAGAAACACCAAAACAGAUUAAACAAAAAAUAAAGACUUUUAAAUCAACGGAACAGUACACUAAAUAUGUGGAAGAGAAAAAUCCAGAAUCAACAGGAAGUCAAUCAAUGGAUACAUGAUGUCCACAGGUACCAAAUAUAAGGAUAUCAUGCCAGUCAUCAAGAUGGUCUAUUAUAAACAGGAAAAAUAUUUGAAGAGCUGAGCUGAAUAUUAACUUGAGAUUUUAUACAUUUAUCUGUUGUCCUAAGGCACUUUGUGUAUUUUAUGUAAAGAAUUAAAUAUUUCUUUUACAAAUAAUACAUUA
Molecule: messenger RNA, 785 nt
Organism: Saccoglossus kowalevskii
Lineage: Eukaryota; Metazoa; Hemichordata; Enteropneusta; Harrimaniidae
Product: nucleolar protein 16-like
Biological process (GO): ribosomal large subunit biogenesis
Cellular component (GO): nucleolus
Source: RefSeq, a predicted model, not a curated record